Messenger RNA from Cydia fagiglandana, 3550 nucleotides. RefSeq names its product ankyrin repeat domain-containing protein 13C. Gene Ontology annotation, molecular function: signaling receptor binding. The coding region runs from base 342 to 1673 and encodes 443 amino acids. The record is from RefSeq and is a predicted model, not a curated record. Gene Ontology annotation, biological process: protein retention in ER lumen. Lineage: Eukaryota; Metazoa; Arthropoda; Insecta; Lepidoptera; Tortricidae. The transcript has a single exon. Gene Ontology annotation, cellular component: cytoplasm.
AUCAUCGUACUUUAGUUCAUCUUUAGCUGUUACGGCAUUUUCAUAAUUUUCAUAAAGAAAAGUUUAAACGUUUUAGUUUCAGAAUCAACAAAAUUUAACAGUGCUUCUAAAUUAAUGUGAAUAACUGACAGUUUCACUGACAGAUGCUGUGCUUUUGGGUUUCAGUCGUUUGUAAUGUAAUGUAAUUUGUCCGUAUCAACUAAAAACGAUUAUGAUGUUCGUACUUGGUGUAUUUUCCGCUAAAACUAAUCUAAUCUAAUCUCAGUGUAAAAUUACUCGCAAUAGCGCCUCAUUACGAUGAAUACUUUUAAAGGAGUGAUGAUUUAGGUGUGGUGACCGAAAUGUCUAAUUCAAAGUGUAGCGAGGAGGAUGAGGCGUUUCCUUUGCACGAGUGCGUGUUCAGGGGGGACGUGCGAAAGCUGUCAUCUUUGCUACGGCUGGAGGACGUGGCACGCAAGGACAAGCACGGCAACUCGGCGCUACACCUGGCGGUGAUGCUGGGAAGGCGCGAGUGUGUGCAGCUGCUGCUGGCGCACGGCGCACCCGUCAAGCUCAAAAACCUCGCGGGCUGGUCGCCGCUCGCCGAGGCUAUCAGUUAUGGGGAUCGUCAGACCAUAUCCUCUCUAGUACGCAAACUCAAGCAGCAGGCCCGCGAACAAAUGGAACGAAGAAGACCUGACCUCAUUAGGGCUCUCGCCCAAAUACAAGAUUUCUACAUGGAACUAAAGUGGGAUUUCCACUCAUGGGUCCCUCUCGUCUCUAGAAUUCUACCAUCUGAUGUUUGUAAAAUUUAUAAAUCUGGUUCAGGAAUUAGAUUAGACACAACACUAGUUGAUUUUACAGAUAUGAAAUGGGAGAGAGGAGACAUAUCAUUUAUAUUUCAAGGAGAGAAGCAACCUAGUGAAUCACUCACUGUACUGGACAACAAAGCCAAGGUGUAUCAGAGAGUGCGCUAUGAGGAGACAGAGAAUGAAAUAGAAGAUGAAGUAGACAUACUGAUGUCAAGUGAUAUUUUGGCAGCUCAAAUGUCUACUAAAGGUAUAGCGUUUUUGAGAGCACAAUCAGGCUGGAUAUUUCGUGAAGACCGAAAAGAGACUGUUGCCGGACUUUACAGAAGUGAUAUUUAUACUAUUUCUGGCCUUGUCUUGGAAUCACGUAAAAGACGCGAACACUUGUCCACAGAUGAUCUGCAAAAGAAUAAAGCUAUAAUUGAGAGUCUAACAAAAGGUAAUACACAGAAUUUAGAUACUAACGGAGAACCAACAAGGCGAGCAUCAUUAAACCCACCGCCAGAGAGUGGAGUGGACUGGGAAACCUAUAUUGCUGCACCUCCAGGACAAUACCCCAGUCUAGGCAGAGAACUAGUUUAUAAAGAGUCAUCCAGAAACUUUAGAGCUACCAUUGCUAUGAGUGAUGACUUUCCUCUAAGUGUUGAUAUGUUACUGAAUGUAUUAGAAGUAAUUGCACCAUUUAAACAUUUUGCUAAAUUGCGUCAGUUUGUUGCAAUGAAGUUGCCUAAUGGAUUCCCGGUUAAAAUUGAUAUACCAAUUUUACCUACAGUUACUGCAAAAAUAACUUUUCAAAAAUUUGAGUUCCAAAAUGAUAUACCCAACGACAUGUUCAUUAUACCAGAUGAUUACAUAGAAGACCCCAUGAGGUUUCCUGAUUUAUGACGCUUUGAUAUUUUAACAUUGUUUGAAGUUAGCGAAAAGCCUGUUUGGCGGCGAGAGGCAAAACAUGGGCAUGUCUUGAGAAUGGUAAGAAGCUCAUGCUGCAAGGCUUCUGCGCAACGGCUCAUCACUAUAGAAUUCCCAAUGUUGUUCAGCCUAGGUAGCUCAUAUUCUAGCCACUGUGUUCUAUUUGUAGAGUAACUGUUUUUAAAAACUGGAGUCCAAGGGGAACCCUAAAAUAUCCACUGUUCUCAUGCAAAAUGUUGCAACUCACCUAGAUUCAAGUGUAGUUCCACCUUGUGUGUGUUACUUACAUUAUCUUUUAGUUUAUUUGGUACCUAUACAUACAGUGAAGUAAAUAAAAAUAUGGGAGCACUCAGUUACUUAAAUAUAUGUUAUUAUAAUUAAGUAGCUAUAGCUAUUAAUAAAAGGAAAAAUUAAUGCAACCCUUAUAGUAUUUCUUGCUACCCACACCAAGGUGUCAUGAAGAGCUUUCUUGGUAGUCCAUCUAUUUAGGUGUCAGCAGGUCAGUAUUUUAGGGUGAAGGCCAAUUUAUUGUAAUGUAGCCAGCCAUUUACCAAUAUGUUUUGCAGUUUAGAACUUAAAUUCGGCACUAUAGCUGACACAUGAGAGCUAGUUAAAUGGAUAAUUCUGAUUACUGGAAGUUAGAGCAAAUCUGCAUAUAUUUUGAUGUUUUUUUAAGUAUGUCGUAUAUAAUAAUACACUAUACUAAAAUAAUAUUAUAAAAAUCAGAUUAUUUUACGGUUUUUAGCUAUUUAUAAAGAGAAGGCACUCCUGUUUUAGUAGGUGUCCCGAACCAUUGAAAUACCGGAUUACGGAGAUUUAACUGUAUUACUAAUUGGUACAUGAUUUGCUCAUUAAAAUAUCUAAUCAUGUGGCAGUAUACCAUUAAUUGGCCCCCUCACCUUAAAGUGCUAUCACUGAAGAUUGUGCAUAUGAAUGGAGUAUAAUUUACCUUGACGUUUCAUAUAAUACCAAUACCAAUAAUCUAUGAUGAAUUUGUGCCCGCUGAUAGUCUGCCAGCUGAGACUUGGUACUCGGUUGGAACUACCUGACUACACAUAUACAUGAAACUACCUAAGAUCCAUAUUUUUACUACUUCUACUGAACUUUUGUAUACAACUUCACUAGGAAUGAGUUAUUUUAAAGUAGUUUUUGUUUAAAAAGUAGAGGUAAUUGAAAAACAUUGUGGAUGUAAUGACAUUAUUAGGGGAAUGAAGUAACAGGUAGAUAAUAAACAAAACAGCCUUAUUCCAAAACCUCAUUGUUAGUCUUAAUUAGACUGAACUUUACGUUUAAGGGGAUAUACCAACUAAUUAUUGUAUUUGUAGAUUCAAAUUUAGAAAAAUAUAGAUUAUGAUUACAAUAAGUGUAAAGAUAAAAUAAUUGGGCACUACAGGUAGAUUCACAAGUCCUUUUGGGUUUUUAUUAUGUUAUUGUUUAUGUUGCUUUUUUUAUAAUUAUUUAAAAGAAACUUGGGUUUCUUAUAAAUUUUCUAUACAUUUGUACCUUUAUAGAGCUUAAUAUAAACACCUGCAACUUACUGAUUAUUUUCGUUAUGUAGGUACUGCUGAAUACUUAAUCUGGCUUUCUAAAAUUCUAAAACUCCAAUAGAAAUUUGGAUAGAAUGGUCAGUCAGAAAGCCACAAUAUAUGUUAUUGCUUGCCAAGAGUUAGUAAAUUAAGAUGUAGGCAAUGAAUUAGUUUUGAAAUGUAAAUGUGGUUCCUUAGUUAUUUAUUACCUCAAAUAGUUAUGGCCUAUGCAUCAUUUGUACCAUUUAUACUGAUUACUUUACUUCAUACAUCAUCGUCAAAACCCCGUUUGUUAAUUAUAUUAUUAUAACAAGUUUUUAAAAGUGA